GCAACGAUGAUCGAAACCGUGGACAAGUGGUCUUCCUCGCUCGGCUUCCCGCUCCACGCCAUGGUCGCCUCCCUCCUCCGCCUCUCCCGCCCCCGCCGCGCGCUCCUCCCCCUCUCCUCCCUCCGCCCCCCGCUCUCCACCCAGCCCCACGCCUCGACCCCGUCCCCUACCCCUUCCUCCGCCCGCGGCCUCCCGCGUUUCAUCUCCUUCCUCGCCGCCACCGCCGUGGCCUCCGUGGGAACAACUGUCGCCCUCUGCGACUCCGGCCUCGACCACCGGGCCGGGGGCAAGGAGAGCACCGAGCUGGUGGUACGCGGGGAGCGCAAGGUCGUGCCGCAGGAGUUCAUCAACGAGCUCGCGUCAUUCCUCGGGGAGAAUCUGACGGUGGACUACGAGGAGAGGACCUUCCAUGGCACGCCACAGAACAGCUUCCACAAGGCGGCCAACGUGCCUGAUGUCGUCGUGUUCCCAAGCUCGCAGGAUGAGGUACAAAAGAUUGUGAUGGCCUGUAACAAGUACAAGGUUCCAAUUGUACCAUAUGGUGGGGCUACCUCACUUGAGGGUCACACACUGGCACCUCAUGGUGGUGUUUGCAUUGACAUGUCUUUGAUGAAGAAAAUCAAAUCCCUGCAUGUCGAGGAUAUGGAUGUAGUUGUUGAAGCCGGAGUUGGAUGGAUUGAGCUUAAUGAAUACCUGAAGCCCUAUGGCCUCUUUUUCCCUCUUGAUCCAGGGCCUGGGGCCACCAUUGGAGGAAUGUGUGCUACUCGCUGCUCUGGUUCAUUAGCUGUGAGGUAUGGAACAAUGCGGGAUAAUGUAAUUAAUCUUAAGGCUGUUUUACCAAAUGGCGAUGUUGUCAAGACAGGCUCCCGGGCUCGAAAGAGUGCAGCUGGGUAUGACCUUGCUCGUUUGAUCAUUGGGAGUGAAGGAACUUUGGGUGUAAUUACAGAAGUGACUUUACGACUUCAAAAGCUUCCAUCUCAUUCUGCGGUUGCAAUGUGCAAUUUUCAAACAAUUAAGGAUGCUGCUGAUGUUGCUAUUGCAACCAUGCUUUCUGGGAUACAGGUUUCAAGAGUGGAAUUGUUGGAUGAGGUUCAGAUAAGGGCAAUAAACAUGGCAAAUGGUAAAAACUUGUCUGAAGUGCCAACCUUGAUGUUUGAAUUCAUAGGGACAGAAGCAUACGCACUUGAACAAACACUCUUGGUUCAAAAAAUUGUCGCAGAACACCAUGGAUCAGAUUUUGUUUUUGUUGAGGAGCCAGAUGCUAAAGCGGAAUUAUGGAAGAUCAGGAAGGAGGCACUUUGGGCUAGUUUUGCUAUGAAACCUGAUCAUGAAGCUAUGAUAACGGAUGUUUGCGUUCCUCUGUCCAGACUUGCCGAAUGCAUAUCUGCAUCAAAGCGACUGCUUGAUGCAUCACUAUUGACUUGUCUGGUUAUCGCUCAUGCUGGUGAUGGAAAUUUCCAUACAAUUAUCCUAUUUGAUCCAAGUCAGGAAGACCAAAGAAAAGAAGCAGAGAGACUAAACCAUUUCAUGGUUCAUACAGCUCUGUCUAUGGAAGGUACAUGCACAGGAGAGCACGGUGUUGGUACAGGGAAAAUGAAGUACCUCGAGAAGGAGUUGGGGAUCGAGUCACUCAGGACCAUGAAAAGGAUAAAGGCCGCGUUGGAUCCCAACAACAUCAUGAAUCCGGGGAAGCUGAUUCCACCUCAUGUCUGCAUAUGACGCUCUGAAUCGCAACCCGACUGGAGGACUUCCAUGAGUGGACUUGAUUGUCCAAGCUUAGUGGCUAAAGGCGUGUCGCAAUGCUGCCCGUAAGUGCAAUGCGUCGAGCUGCUCCGGACUGUAGUAUGAUACUAUAUGCGUUGGAGGGAAAUACACGUAGGCAUCACGUCACAAUUUUACUGGUAAAAAACCGAAAUGCUUCAGGGUGAUGAAAUAAUGGAGCAGAACAUUACGUCAUUAUUCUCUUGAUGUCGUUUUAACAGGAGAAACCAAUCUAGAAGUAUGUAUUGAUCUCAUUCACCUGGCAACGACAA
Molecule: messenger RNA, 2033 nt
Organism: Phragmites australis (common reed)
Lineage: Eukaryota; Viridiplantae; Streptophyta; Magnoliopsida; Poales; Poaceae
Product: D-lactate dehydrogenase [cytochrome], mitochondrial-like
Exons: 18
Coding region: 7-1719 (570 amino acids)
Biological process (GO): lactate catabolic process
Cellular component (GO): mitochondrion
Molecular function (GO): D-lactate dehydrogenase (NAD+) activity; FAD binding; D-lactate dehydrogenase (cytochrome) activity
Source: RefSeq, a predicted model, not a curated record